GGACCCUCGCAGCUUUCCGUCCAAUUCCUGCUCCUUUGAGGCCGAGGGGAAGCCAGCCGGCGCUGCUGUGGGCUGCGACUGCGGCAGAGGCGGCGAUGCACGAGCGUCACCAACUUAAUUCAGUUGCCUGUGAUCUCAAAACAAUUGUUGCAGCAGGCUCCUGGCAGUCUUAAGCAGUUCAUCUUCUUGGUGUACUGUUUUCCUAUUGUGAUUUUAUCAUGGAAAAUCAAUUGACUAAAUCAAAUGAAGAACGAACAUUUCAGUACCAGGAUUCUCUUCCAUCACUGCCUGUUCCUUCACUUGAAGAAUCAUUAAAAAAAUACCUUGAAUCAGUGAAACCAUUUGCAAAUGAAGAAGAAUAUAAGAAAACUGAAGAAAUAGUUCACAAAUUUCAAAGUGGGAUUGGAAAAAAGUUGCACCAGAAAUUGCUUGAAAGGGCAAAAGGAAAAAGAAAUUGGCUGGAAGAGUGGUGGCUGAAUGUUGCCUAUCUGGAUGUUCGUAUACCAUCACAACUGAAUGUCAACUUUGCGGGUCCUGCACCUCAUUUUGAACACUACUGGCCUCCAAAGGAAGGCACUCAAUUAGAAAGAGGAAGUAUAAUUCUUUGGCAUAAUUUGAACUACUGGCAACUAUUAAGAAAAGAAAAACUGCCUGUUCACAAAGUUGGAAAUACUCCUCUAGAUAUGAAUCAAUUCCGAAUGCUGUUUUCUACCUGCAAGGUUCCAGGAAUUACAAGAGACUCAAUUAUGAAUUAUUUUAGUACUGAGAGUGAAGGGCAUUCCCCAAACCACAUUGUAGUGCUGUGUCGAGGCCGAGCUUUUGUCUUUGAUGUAAUACAUGAAGGAUGUUUGAUCACACCGCCAGAGCUUCUCAGACAAUUGAUGUACAUCCGCAAGAAGUGCCAUAGUGAACCUGAUGGACCUGGGAUUGCAGCAUUAACUAGCGAGGAGCGAACUCAAUGGGCUAAGGCACGAGAAUAUCUGAUUGGUCUUGAUCCAGAGAACUUGACUUUGUUAGAAAAAGUUCAGAGUAGUUUACUGGUGUAUUCCAUGGAGGAUAGCAGUCCACAUGUAACACCAGAGGAUUAUUCUGAGAUUACUGCAGCCGUCCUUAUUGGAGAUCCAGCAAUACGCUGGGGUGACAAAUCCUAUAACUUGAUUUCCUUUUCUAAUGGAGUAUUUGGCUGUAAUUGUGAUCAUGCUCCUUUUGAUGCAAUGGUUAUGGUGAACAUCUGUUAUUAUGUGGAUGAGAAAAUUUUUCAGAAUGAAGGAAGAUGGAAGGGUUCAGAGAAGGUACGAGAUAUACCACUUCCAGAAGAGCUCAUUUUCACUGUGGAUGAGAAAGUAUUAAAUGACAUCAACCAAGCUAAAGCCCAGUAUCUCAGGGAGGCAUCUGAUCUACAGAUUGCAGCUUUUGCCUUUACAUCUUUUGGCAAAAAGCUAACCAAGAAGAAGAUGCUUCACCCGGAUACAUUUAUUCAGCUUGCACUUCAGCUGGCCUAUUACAGACUUCAUGGACAGUAAGGACCUUUUAUUUUCUAUUUUCACAGUCCAAGGGCAUAUCUUUUUCAUAGCUAUUUCAUCUUAACUCCUCAGUGUUUAUGCUCACCUUUUUUCCAGCUGGUACUGUGUCCUAUUUGUAC
Molecule: messenger RNA, 1642 nt
Organism: Cebus imitator (Panamanian white-faced capuchin)
Lineage: Eukaryota; Metazoa; Chordata; Mammalia; Primates; Cebidae
Gene: CROT
Product: carnitine O-octanoyltransferase
Exons: 13
Coding region: 219-1523 (434 amino acids)
Cellular component (GO): peroxisome
Molecular function (GO): carnitine O-octanoyltransferase activity
Source: RefSeq, a predicted model, not a curated record